Penicillium lagena is the source of this 861-nucleotide messenger RNA. RefSeq lists its product as uncharacterized. The coding region runs from base 1 to 861 and encodes 286 amino acids. The transcript is spliced from 2 exons. NCBI's taxonomy places the organism in Eukaryota, Fungi, Ascomycota, Eurotiomycetes, Eurotiales, Aspergillaceae. The record is from RefSeq and is a predicted model, not a curated record.
AUGUCUAGCGACUCAGACCUAGAUCGCGACUCCCUCCCCAUUCCCUCCUCUCACCUCACCUGGCCAGCGCGCCUCUCCUACCUCGCAUCAACCCUAACACACUUCCCCGAAGACAGCGCCUCCGCCCAAACAAUCCACCGAUGCCUCGACACCAUCUCGUCAGUCCUCCAGCACGACACGCGCCCUGGAUUCGGCCAGGAAAUCGCAAAAUACAGACCUCCGCACAGACACUCCCUAUCCCUCACCUCUGGCGUCACAGCCGUGGAGCCCGAGUCUGAGUCCGAGUCUCCCUUGUUACAUGUACGGAAUGAUGAUGAGCCGCGCGCCGGUCGAGAAAUGCAGUCGCAGCUCAUGGCGCUGUUGCGCGAAGUGACUGCUCUGAAUGGGGAACUGGAUUCUCGGCGCAGAGAAGCAGGUGAGAUAUAUGAGUUGUUGGAGGGGAGGUGUCGCGAGUUGACGAGAACGAUUGCGGAGUUGGAGGGUGAGGUGGUCGAGUUACAAGCGGAUUUAGUAGAGGAUGCGGUUGAGUUAGAGGGCAUACAGGGAACCGUGCAUGGGCUGCAGGGUUAUAUUGAUGCGCUAAGAGAAGAGCAGAGAGUGACUCGCGUACAGCGGCUGGAUCAUCGUGCGCGGCAAAAGGAGACUCGGCGAAACGGGAGUCGGAAGGAAGAGGAACUGGGUCAUGCCGAUGGUGAAAUGGUGCUCGAAGGGAUCGCGGCGUGGAUGCGAGGAUGGCGAGAUGUCGAGGAAGGGUUCCAGGUCCGAGCACGAGCACGACAGCUGAACCGAGAACGGAGACAGGAGAGGUGGAGGGGAGGAGAGAAAAUAAGCUACAAGAAAAGUAAUGUAGUGGAGUUGUAG